CAGUCACACUGCGCGUCCAACACAUUUUUUUAUUGAAUCGAAACCGAAUUUGUUGCAAAUUUUUAACGAAAAAAAAGCCAAGAAAAAUGCCUGCUGUGGUGCGUAUUAAGCGGCGGAUUGAUGAAGAACCACACACGGCCUUCGUGCUAAACGGCAAACGGCGGCGGCUGCACAGCGAUGAGAACGCGUUGGGCACAGCACAACUGCUGCCGGGGGCGGAUCCGUCCGCAUCCGCCGACGCCGCGGACAAAGACGAGCUGACGACCGUGCUGAAAUUUGCCGGCACCCUGACCAAGCAGGAUGACAGCGCCACAAAACAAUUUGCAGCGGCGCGAAUGAACAAAGCUACGGCCAAGGAGCUAGUGCAACAAAAAUCGAAUGCUGCGGCCAUUGCCAGUGCCCUGCGCAGGGACAGGCAGCGUUUGGAGGCACAACAAACCACACGCGAGCAGCGUUUCCGUGUGGUCAACUGCUUAAGGACUACACUCGAUGACAUCAAUGAGAACGAGGGUGCGGCAGGCGGCAGCAGCAGCAGCAGCAACAACAACAAAGAUGAUGCAGCCGCUAAGAUUACAAUUCUGGAUAUCGAAUCACAUCAGCAGCAGCAGCAGCGAACAGGGGCGGCGGGAGACAUAGAAACCGCAGCAACAGCAGCAGGAGGACUGCUGACAGAGGAGGAACAACGGCAGCCGGGAGGAGGAGGCCACCAGCAGCUGGAUCAACAGCAGCCAGCCGAUUCGGAUAUUGGCUAUGUCUACGAUUUAUAUGUGCCCGAGAAUGAGAUGCAGGCGGCCUAUGUCGAUAUGAUGGAUGACAAUUAUCUAAGGUUGUAUUAUCCGUUUAAUUACUACUACACCUGCUACUGGUAGUAGGACACAACUUGCCACAGAGAGAGAAAGAGAGAGAGAGAGAGAGAGACAAAGCAGCAGCAGAGACAAAGCCCCAGCCCCUCAUCCAAAGAAUGAAAGGAUUGCCCUGCCACACACAGGCACACAGGCACACAGCCACAGCCCCAAGGCGCCCGCCCACUAAUAUGACAAAAACUGUUUAAGACUCUAUCGAUUGAUUAGUUUAUAAUUCAUUAGAUAUAUGAUAUGUAUGUAUGUGUGGUGCAGCUAUUGCGCUUCAAUGAAAGAGCAGCAAAAAUGGCAGAGGCAUGCCAAAUAUUUAGCGGAUUUAUAUGGAUUAUGCAUGAUCUAAAGGAGCAGGCAGAUGGAUCUAUAUGAAAACACAAUCUACUUGAUCUUCAAAUACUUACCAGUCGAAGUUUAAGAGCGAGACUACGGCUUCAACCUGCAAAAUUUAAAAAAAAGAAGAUGCGACUUGGUCGAAAGCGAACUGCUUGAUCUUAGAAAAUUGAGAAAUCUUUAACAAGGAAAUGCAUUUAUAAACAAAAUAAUCUGCUUGCUGAAAAACAUCAUUAAAACAUUUUAUAGAUAAAGUCUAGCAGGGAGAGAACACCUUGAGACAGACAAGGAAACGCUUCGAUUUUAUGCCGAAGGAGACCGACUUGAUCCUUACUUAAAAUCCAGCAACAAAAGAGAGGAUUCUAUUUUGAAAUUGAACAAGAAAAAUCAUUAUAAAAACGUUUUUGUAAGAGGCAUCUUAAAUCUACUCCUUAAUCUUAGAACAAGAACUGGAUGGAGCAAGACCAAAGCAAGAUACAAAAUCAUAACAAAAAAAUCCAAUAAUAAUCCUUAAGUUUACAAUAAAAUUUAAGUCGAAAAUGCAUCUACAAUAUUUAACAAAAAAAAACCUAAUGGCUUUGUAAAUCCCUAUACUCUCUGAGUGUCGGGUAUAAUUAUAUGCCAAUGGGGAUAAAGCACUCCCCAAAUAUAUCGCUAUAAAUAAAAGCAAAAAUAUGGCUAAGAUAUGUAGAGAAAAUUCACAUAAAGUUCGUAGCUAUAAGAAAGAGAUGCCACAAACAUCUUGACCAAUUGUGAAUACCUUAUUCCAGAGGUAAAGAAAAUUGCUAGAUCGCAAAAAUUAGUUACCCAAAGCAAGCAUCAAGCUAACAAAUAUAAAGAAAAUAAUCAAAUUAGACGAAAGUGCAAUUCGUUAGAGAAUUAUGCAUCUGUAUUGAUGUGAAUUAUAAUUGCUAGAAGACAAAUUGCCUGCCCAAAGUAUCGCUAUAAAGGAGCAGCAUAAAAUUAAGCUAAGAAAUCGAUAGAAAAUCCCAUAAAGGUCCCAUAAAUUUAGUGCCAAAGUUCAACCAAGAGAGCGGGGCAGACAUCACUCUUAUAUCAUUAUAUCACAAUUAUUAUAGUAACCCCUUUAGAAGAAUCUGUUUUGUAAGCCAUUUUAGUGCCUGAUAAAGAUGAAAAAGGAAAAUAUUCUCUUCACUGGACUCCUCGUGCCCUCUGCCACACAUCGUAUGAACCAAUCAAUCGGUAGAGCCUUAAAGCCUGUGACAUUUCUAGCAUAAGUUCUUUCGCUUUGUAUAGCUUUUAGUUACUAUAUGUUCCACAUAUCACACACCACACCACACACACACACCCUCCAUACGCAUACCAUGUACCAUUUUGUCUGUGUUGUGUGUGUUUCCAUUAUUUUUUUGGCCAGUUGCGCCCCGCCCCGCCGGUGUUCAUUUAUUCGUUUCGUUUCAUUCUUGUUCCUUUCAUUCCACACAAAACAAAAACAACAAAAAUACAAGAAAUCAGAAAGCCCGUAAACCGAGAAACUCUUGUGCUAAAGUCUAAUUAAGUGCAUAGUUUUUAGUGUUUGUUGGGGUCUAGAGCUGCCCCCGUGAUUACAAAAAAAAUAAACUGAAUAAAUAAACCAAAUAAAAAAAAAAC
This is a messenger RNA of Drosophila obscura, 2795 nucleotides long. RefSeq names its product probable RNA polymerase II nuclear localization protein SLC7A6OS (gene fs(2)ltoPP43). Gene Ontology annotation, biological process: developmental process. Lineage: Eukaryota; Metazoa; Arthropoda; Insecta; Diptera; Drosophilidae. The transcript has 3 exons. The record is from RefSeq and is a predicted model, not a curated record. Bases 87 to 869 code for a protein of 260 amino acids.